CAAAGCCAAACGCCAAAGUGUCAAACCAAAUGGAAGGCUUUCAAACUCCACGGCAAGAUCAAUCGCGACUAUCCGAUCUUGCGAAUCGCAAAUCCAAGGACUCUCGAUUGAAGAAGAAGGUGGUAAAGAGGAAUUUGGAUACUUCAGUUCCUGAAAAUCUUUUGACGGAUACUGUCAAAGAACCUGCUGAUUUCUCUCAGAUUUCUGACGCCGAUGAAAGCUUUGCACUAGCUUCGUUGGAACCGCUCGAUGUCAUUUCACUGGAGAGAGAAGUAGUGGCGAAUCUUCUCAAACAAGCUCAAAAUCAAGUUUCCAACUCAAAUGAUAUAGAGGCCCGGUCUAAGAGACUUCUGGAUGCACUUGUUAAGAUCAUUGUAGAGGAGCUCUACACAGUGCCUGAAGAGAAAGACCGUUUUAAUGAACUUGUUUUGGCGAAGAUUCGUAUUGUGUUGCUUCUUUUCUUGAUUUGGAUUAUUGUAAUGUCGGUGGUUUUGUUCUUCAAUUCUGGCGCUGGAGGAUCUUUCAGUGGAUCUCCGCCUACAUGAUC
Pistacia vera is the source of this 547-nucleotide messenger RNA. RefSeq names its product protein SINE3-like. The record is from RefSeq and is a predicted model, not a curated record. Lineage: Eukaryota; Viridiplantae; Streptophyta; Magnoliopsida; Sapindales; Anacardiaceae. Bases 30 to 545 code for a protein of 171 amino acids. The transcript has 3 exons.